AUGGUACUCCUGGCAGUGAUGUCAUCGCACUGUCCCAAGAGUGGUCUUGCACUUCGCAGCGGGCCCAGUUGGGGCCCAAAUUGGCCCACUGUGAAGCAAGCACUCAUGAGGAGUGUCAAAAAGUUGUCCCUAAGGUCUAAGAACAUCACUUCUCCCAGGGUCAGAGACAUGGAGGCUGACAGCAACCAAACAGGCAUGCCAUCUCUGAAGCGCUGCAUUACUCAGGGGAUCAAACAAUUGUAUCAGACUCAGCAACUCUGCGACGUCACUCUAGUGGCUGAAGGAAGAAUGUUCCCUUGUCACAGGGCAAUUUUGGCUUCGGUCAGCCUCUACUUCCAGCGCAUGUUCACAAGCUCCUUCAAAGAAUCUCGGGAACCCGAAAUCCUGCUCAAGGAGCUCUCUGCCUCCUCCCUCCAGACUCUCCUGGUUUACAUCUACACAGGAGAACUGGUUUUCACUGCAGGCCAGGCCACAGAGCUGUUCACAGCAGCCAGCAGGCUUCAAGUCAUGCCUGCCCUGCAAAUUAUUAGCAGGUUCCUCAGAGAGAGCCUUGCCAUGGAGAACUGCCUGGAGUUUUAUAUGCUGGCGUAUUCCCAUAACUACCGGCCUCUCCUCCGCACAACCUUGUCCUACGUUGCCUUCCAUUUUAAACACCUUUCAGAGAGCCCUGCUUUUCUGCUCCUUGACUUCAGUGCCCUGAUCAGCAUCCUCUCCUCAGACAGCCUGGCAGUGAAGUCUGAACUGGCUGUGUACAGGGCGGUGCGCUGCUGGGUCAGACAUAACCCCAGUGAGCGCCUCCGGAAACUUGGAGAACUGAUGGCUCACGUUCGCCUUCCUCUGAUGACACCGGUGGAGCUGGCUGAGGUCCAGGGCGACAUGGAAGAAUUUGACCAGCCUGUGCAGCUGUGUUGGGAGGAGCUCAGGGAUGAAAAAAGACUGGAGGCUUGUGGGGGGCUCAGACAGGGCAUGUACCACGAAGGAGUGGUGUGUAUUGGGCUACCCAAGUGGAGUGAGAUGAGUCUGGGAAAUGAGGCGCUGGAUUCUCAUGUGCACUUUUUCGACCUUUCCACUGAACAAUGGGAGCAACUGCCCGAUCUGAAAUCGCUGACCUUCCCUGGCUGUACCUCAAUGGGCCACAAACUCUAUAUAGCUGGUGGGCGGUAUUUAGACAAUUCCUGUUCAGACAACCUGUUUGUAUAUGAUGCCCUGUGGGGCCGCUGGUCCCAGCUGCCUUCCAUGUCUACAACUCGAGUGUGGCAUGCAUUCCACCUCUGCAAAAAUAAGCUAUAUGCCGCUGCUGGCUGGGAUAUUAUGGGACCCCUUGCAUCUGCUGAAUGUUUUGACUUGGAGCGGAAAGAAUGGGUCCCCAUCUCCGACUUGCCUUUAUCUUUGGCUUACUUUGCCUCCACAACAUUCAAGAGCAAACUGUACCUUAUUGGUGGAGAGACAAACAUGGGAGACCCUGACAUGUCAACUCCGUUCCGGGGAUUUCUGUUUUAUGAUCUUGUGUCGGAAGCCUGGAACCAGGUCCUCAUGGCAUUCGAAUUCUAUGAAGCAAGUGCCAUUGCGCUGGACACCUGUAUCUUUGUCGUAGGUGGGUUAUCUGCAGACACGACCCAUGGAGGUCGCCAAUUCACAGGACGCUGUGCCUGCCUGCUUGAAGAUGGAACAAUGAACCAAGAGGUCUGCAUCCCACCACUGCCCAUCUCGAUCUCUUAUCCUGGUGUGGCUCGCUGGCAUAAGCGCAUUUAUGUCUUUGGGGGUGACUACAAUGACUGCUAUUCCAGUGCUAUCCAUUACUGGGAGCCAGGCCUCCUGACCUGGACCCAGUGUGGAGCAUGUUUACCCGACCCCAAUUAUGGGGCUUUUGGAUUUGGUUGUGUGGAGCUCAAGGUGCCCCAGAAAAAAUUCAUCUCUCUGUGUCAAACAAAAUCUGCCACAUCUCCGGCACAGUAG
Molecule: messenger RNA, 1956 nt
Organism: Eublepharis macularius
Lineage: Eukaryota; Metazoa; Chordata; Lepidosauria; Squamata; Eublepharidae
Product: kelch-like protein 2
Exons: 5
Coding region: 1-1956 (651 amino acids)
Molecular function (GO): protein binding
Source: RefSeq, a predicted model, not a curated record